Messenger RNA from Rattus rattus (black rat), 1148 nucleotides. RefSeq names its product interleukin 24 (gene Il24). The record is from RefSeq and is a predicted model, not a curated record. Lineage: Eukaryota; Metazoa; Chordata; Mammalia; Rodentia; Muridae. The transcript has 6 exons. The coding region runs from base 220 to 771 and encodes 183 amino acids.
CAGACCCCUUAUAUAUGGUCCUCACCUGAACACUCUUUUUACUUUUGAAAUCAUUUCCACAGUGGAGACAGGCGCUUCCUACCCACCAGAAGACCCCCUACCAGUGAAUGUUGACGGAGCUUGCCCAACUUUUCGUGCAGUAAGAAGAACCAGCCACCUUCACACAGCAGCCUCCAGCGUCACUUCAGGACCUGAGCAGGAGCACGGGCCCUUUCUUCAAUGCAGACAAGCUUGAGACAACAGAUUCUCCCCGGCCUGAGCCUUAUCCUUCUCGUUUUGCACCAAGUACCAGAGCUUCAGGGUCAAGAGUUCCGAUUUGGGCCUUGCCAAGUGACCGGGGUGGUUCUCCCAGAACUGUGGGAGGGCUUCUGGACUGUGAAGAACACUGUGAAAACUCAGGACGACCUCACAAGUGUCCGGCUGUUGAAACCACAGGUUCUGCAGAAUGUCUCGGAUGCCGAGAGCUGUUACCUUGCCCACAGCCUGCUGAAGUUCUACUUGAACACUGUUUUCAAAAACUACCACAGCAAAAUAGUCAAAUUCAAGGUCUUGAAGUCAUUCUCCACUCUGGCCAACAACUUUUUAGUCAUCAUGUCCAAACUGCAGCUUAGUAAGGACAAUGCCAUGCUUCCCAUUAGUGACAGUGCACGCCGGCGUUUUUUGCUGUUCCACAGAGCAUUCAAACAGUUGGACGUAGACGUGGCUUUGGCGAAAGCCUUUGGGGAAGUGGACAUUCUCCUGGCCUGGAUGCAGAAUUUCUACCAGCUCUGACCGCCAAUCCGGAUAACUUCCUCCUUUGUUCUCCAUGCCAUUUCAAGGCACUGUUCAUAUCCCUGUUGUCCUCAGGGCACUUCAGACCCUUGGCCAUGGACCCCCGUCGUUGGCUCAGGCUUUUCCUCACACCUCACUCUUUAGUCCAAGCGACAGCCAUGGACAGCACCUGUGGAUGCUCCGACUGACCCACAACGUGGAUUUGCAUAUUUAUUACAGCCCUAUUUAACGAAUGUCACUGUUUCAGUGGAAACCGUAUUUAUUUGUGAGACUGGACGUUCCAUGAACGCAUCAUGCCCCGUGUUUGCACCUUACUUCCUGUGAGCUGACUCACCAUGGGGCCAGUAGAUGCUUGCUCAGUAAAUAUUUAAAAUGGA